Molecule: messenger RNA, 795 nt
Organism: Orussus abietinus
Lineage: Eukaryota; Metazoa; Arthropoda; Insecta; Hymenoptera; Orussidae
Product: cytochrome P450 4C1-like
Molecular function (GO): iron ion binding; oxidoreductase activity, acting on paired donors, with incorporation or reduction of molecular oxygen; heme binding
Source: RefSeq, a predicted model, not a curated record
CCAAAUGGCGUUCUGACCGAAAGCUGAUUGCUCCAACGUUCCAUAAAAAAAUAUUGGAAUCCUUCAUCGACAUUUAUGCAAAACAAUCAAUGGUAUUGGUACGGCAGAUGGAAGUGGAAGUGGAGGGCAAGGAAUUCGAUGUAUUUAAAUACGUAUCACUUUGCACUUUAGAUAUUAUAUGUGAAACUGCGAUGGGGGUGUCAUUGAACGCUCAAACUAAUGCUGACUGCAAUUUCCCGGACGCGGCUAAUAGAUUGCUGGAGCUGUUAGCGAUAAGAGCAGUGACAUUCUGGUUACACCCUGAUAUUAUUUUCAAAUACUCACAAUUGGCAAAAGAGCAAAACCAAUGUAUAAAGUACUUGCACGACGUAAUUAAUAAUGUGAUUCGUAAAAAGAAAGCUGCGUUAACUAAAAACGAAGAAAGCCAAAAGAAUGAGGAUGGACCGCGUAAAAAGAUUUUUCUCGAUCUUUUAAUGGAACUAACACAGGAUGGAACGAAGUUUAAAGACGAAGAACUUCGCGAUCAAGUCAAUACAUUAAUAAUAGCUGGCAAUGACACGAAUGCGAACGUCAGUAGUUUCGUUAUGUUAAUGUUGGCUAGUUUCCCUGACAUCCAGGAAAAAGUUUAUCAAGAACAACUAAACAUCUAUGGACCUACUAAUAUAGAGAAUGUACUUCUUAAAGAAGAGGAUCUACAGCGAAUGGAAUAUCUUGAACGUGUUAUUAAAGAGACUAUGAGACUUUUUCCAGUCCUGCCCUUUCUCGUGAGGAAAGUAACAGAAGACCUUGAUAUCG